AUGUCAACCUCUUGCGAACAUGUUGGUAUAUCUGAACCUUCUCCUGUUUCACCUUUCCUUGAUCCUGACUUUUACGAGGGUUUGCCGUCCGACUCAAUCAGCUUAUCAAUCAAAGGUUGUGCACCUCCCCCUGAAAAGCAGAAGAAUCAACUUAAAUUGGCGAAAAAGUCACUUUCUCUUGAAGAUAGGCAAUCGCUUGAGAGGAAUGAUGAUUCCUCAACUGCUGGUCUGUCUUUAUCCGAGUCCGACUCUGGCCGGAAAGAUCAUCUACAGAUUCAGAUUACUGAAAAUCGUCCCGAAACCCUACCUGAUUAUAUCCAGGGGGGCUUAGCCAGCGACCCCGAUUAUAUACUGUGGAUGCCUCCUUCAGGUAAGCUAUUCGUCUAUUUGAUACUUGUAAUAUUUUUAAGAAACCAAAUGGCUCAUCAAUGCUAUGGCAAACUUAAUAAACAUGUUUGCUGCUUUAAUCGUUAUACUGACCAGUAA
Messenger RNA from Protopolystoma xenopodis, 486 nucleotides. The record is from the annotation of a GenBank genome assembly. NCBI's taxonomy places the organism in Eukaryota, Metazoa, Platyhelminthes, Monogenea, Polystomatidea, Polystomatidae.